AUGGCGGGUCCUAACAUGGAAGUAUUCCGAUUCGGUUUCUACCUCUUCUUCCCUAUUUUCGCCAUGUACAAAUUCGGAGAUCCAGUCUGGUUCGAGACCUAUGUGCAGCCCUACAAAGACUACCUACUCCCCUCGUACGAAGACUCCCUCAAACCCCCCAAGACAGCCGCGGGGCUGCACGAAGAACUAGCCCGUCUCAAGGCCGCCCGGAAAGCCAAAUACACUUCAACUUCAGCCGACGCUUCAGAUCUGUCAGUGUCAGCCUCUUCUCAGCCGCCUGCGCCAUCACGGACGCUAGAGGCGCUGGCGACGGAUCAGGCGAUGAAGCGGGAUCAGGGCGUUUCAGGGGAUCUGGGGAGUGGACCGGGGGCUGUUGGGGAGCAGCAACAGCCGUCGCAGGGGAGGAGAUGGGGGUGGGGAUCGGGUGGGGGGUCUUCGUCUGAACGAUUGGUGUAG
This is a messenger RNA of Dioszegia hungarica, 456 nucleotides long. RefSeq lists its product as uncharacterized. Gene Ontology annotation, cellular component: mitochondrion; mitochondrial inner membrane. The transcript has 5 exons. NCBI's taxonomy places the organism in Eukaryota, Fungi, Basidiomycota, Tremellomycetes, Tremellales, Bulleribasidiaceae. The record is from RefSeq and is a predicted model, not a curated record. The coding region runs from base 1 to 456 and encodes 151 amino acids. Gene Ontology annotation, biological process: mitochondrial respiratory chain complex IV assembly.